GCUGCCUCCCUCACAGCCAAGAUGGCGGCGGCCGCGCGCGCGCUGAUGGUCCUUCCCCGUGCCCUCCGUGUCCCCAGCGCCACCCGGCAGUUCCACAGCAGCCCCGUGUGCCUCAAGGCGCGGGCGGCGCGGGUGCGCGCAGGCAAGGGUGACAAGAUGGUGACGUACGAGCAGGCGCACGCCCCGCAGCACAUCGGGCACCGCAAGGGCUGGCUGUCCCUGCACACCGGUAACCUGCGCGGCGAGGCGGGCGCGGCGCCCCGUGCCCUGGAGGACGCGUUCCUGCGCCGGUUCCUGGCCGGGACGUUCCCGGGGCUGCUGGCGGACGAGGCGGUGCUGAAGCGGCGCGGGAACCUGCUGGUGAUCUGUGCCCUGCUGGCGCGGGCCCUGCCUCCCCACAAGCUCUACUUCCUGCUGGGCUACGCCGAGACCCUGCUGGGCCACUUCUACAAGUGCCCCGUGCGCCUGGAGCUGCAGACCGUGCCCGCCCGCACACUGUCCCGGUGUCACACUGUCCCGGUGUCCCUGUCCCCGAGGUGA
Molecule: messenger RNA, 540 nt
Organism: Onychostruthus taczanowskii (white-rumped snowfinch)
Lineage: Eukaryota; Metazoa; Chordata; Aves; Passeriformes; Passeridae
Gene: MRPS24
Product: mitochondrial ribosomal protein S24
Exons: 4
Coding region: 22-540 (172 amino acids)
Biological process (GO): translation
Cellular component (GO): mitochondrion
Source: RefSeq, a predicted model, not a curated record